This is a messenger RNA of Leptopilina heterotoma, 1285 nucleotides long. RefSeq names its product tetraspanin-2A (gene Tsp2A). Gene Ontology annotation, cellular component: membrane. The transcript has 5 exons. The record is from RefSeq and is a predicted model, not a curated record. NCBI's taxonomy places the organism in Eukaryota, Metazoa, Arthropoda, Insecta, Hymenoptera, Figitidae. The coding region runs from base 279 to 1013 and encodes 244 amino acids.
AUAAUAAUACUAACAACAAAAAAAGAAGUCGUGAUUCAUUUUCUGAUGUAUAUGACAAUAGUGACUCGUUUUACUAUAUCUAGGGCGUGCUUAUCCGUUUAUCAGAUGUUUGCAGAAGAUAAAGAAUGCCGUGACCGUUUAGUGGUACCUGUCGCACCUAAGAUGAUCGUUUCAUGCAAACAAUUCAGAGGCUCUUUUCCAAUUUAAAAAUUAUUUCUUGUUAUUAAAAUUUCGAUUUUUCUUCUUUUUUCCCUUUGGUUUUGAAAAAGUGAUAAAAAAUGGUAGUGAAAUCCGCAACAAGUGGACCGAAUUUGAUCGAGAAACAAAUUGGGUGUCUCAAGUAUACGAUUUUCUGCUUUAAUAUCGUCAUAUUUUUGCUAGGAUGCAGCAUGUUCGGUUUAUCAAUUUGGUUACGAGCAGACUCGGGAUUUCAGGAUUUCGUUGAUUAUUUAGAUAUCGAUGAAUUUUACAUUGGAGUGUAUCUACUAAUUUUUACGUCAGUAAUAAUUAUGAUAAUCGCAUUCAUUGGAUGUGGAGCAGCUUUAAUGGAAUAUAUAACUGCUCUUUACGCGUACACUGGACUUCAAGUUUUGUGUUUUAUAUUUGGCCUGGCAGGAGCUGCAGUUCUUUUAGAUUAUUCGACAUACGAUAGCGAUAUUCAACCGCUAAUUCGAAGAUCAAUGACGUCUUUGAUUUCAAAUUCUCAACAUGAGGACGCUUCUCGAAUGCUCAGGAUAGUACAAGAACAGAUUGGAUGCUGUGGUGCAGACGGUCCCAUGGAUUAUCUCACUUUACUUAAACCACUGCCCACUGAAUGUCGAGAUUCUGUUACCGGAAAUGCUUAUUUUCAUGGAUGUGUCGAUGAGUUAAGUUGGUUCCUCGAGGGAAGGUCUGCAUGGUUAGCGGGUUUAGCACUAUCUCUCUGUAUGUUUCAUGUGGUUCUUGGAGUUCUGUCUCUAAUUUUAGUUCAAGCAAUUCAAAAGGAAGAAGAAAGUGCAACAUUUAAGCGUUGACUAACAUCUAGCUUUUAGUACAUUAGACUUUUAUAUUUUAAUAUAUAUUGUAAAAGAAAUUUUUUACUUGCGAUGAAAGAUUAUUUUUCUGAAAAUAAUUUUAUAGGUAUAUUUAUUGUUUAAGUAUGUUUAUAUUUUAUAUGUUUAAAUUUUAUAAGUAUGUUUAUAUUUAUAAAUCUUCUAAAUAUUAGAUAAGACUCUGUUAAUGAUUAAACGUUAAAUGAUCCGCUGGAAAGUAUAUAACCACACAUAAAAUUCUGACCCCCAUUAAA